This is a messenger RNA of Coccomyxa subellipsoidea C-169, 891 nucleotides long. RefSeq lists its product as hypothetical. The record is from RefSeq and is a predicted model, not a curated record. NCBI's taxonomy places the organism in Eukaryota, Viridiplantae, Chlorophyta, Trebouxiophyceae, Coccomyxaceae. Gene Ontology annotation, biological process: Golgi vesicle transport. Bases 178 to 891 code for a protein of 237 amino acids. The transcript has 6 exons. Gene Ontology annotation, cellular component: membrane.
AACAGGAUUGAGACAUCGAAACAUUUGCAAAUACAUAAGAAAGGAGGAACGGAAGUUCUGGCGUCCAAGAACAGGGGCAGCGCGCAAGUCAGUGGGAGAUCACUAGUUGCUUGUGAGGGAUUCUUGGGAGCACCGACUGUUCCAAACUUCCUGAGAUAAUAAAAAGACGUAUCAGACAUGGAUCUGUCGACAGGGACCCCUACAGAUCCAUUCUACCUUGUCAAAGAUGACAUCCAAGCCUCGCUGGAGAAAGCAAAGUCUCAGCAUGCCAGGUGGCAGUCUCUGGGGAAGACGAAUCCAGACAAAAAGCGGCUGGAGAGCGAGAUCGAGGAUGAGUGCAAGAGCAUAGCCUGGCAGGUGGACGAAAUGGAGAAGGCGGUGGACGUGGCAGAGAAGAACAUGGCGCGAUUCGGGCUGUCGCAGGCGGAGAUCAGCGGGCGGCGGAAAUGGGUGCUGCAGACGCGGCGGCAGUGUGAGGGGGUGAUGCGCUCGUUGGAGGCUCAGCACAGCGUGUCACUGAGUGUGGGGGACCCGGGCACGCCAACGGGCAAACUGGGCAGCGCGAUUGGGCUGGAGAACGACCGCUACAUCAACUCGGAAGGGGACCGGCAACAGCUGCUGCUCAGGCAGCAGGACGAUGAGCUGGAUCAGCUGGGGCAGCAUGUGGAGAAAUUAGGGGGCUUGGGGCGGGAAAUUCAUGGGGAGCUUGAAUCCCAGAGCCGCAUGCUGGACGAGUUGGAUGAAGAAGUGGAGACUACACACCACAGGUUGGCGGCCGCGCAGAAAAAGAUGAACAAUGUGCUGAAAAAGAUGGGCAUGCGCGGGCAGCUGUGCCUUAUAGUCUUCUUGAUUGCAAUUCUUGUGCUCUUGCUUGUGCUUAUAUUCUCGUGA